Molecule: messenger RNA, 3422 nt
Organism: Sphaeroforma arctica JP610
Lineage: Eukaryota; Ichthyosporea; Ichthyophonida
Exons: 1
Coding region: 344-3289 (981 amino acids)
Molecular function (GO): protein binding
Source: RefSeq, a predicted model, not a curated record
UGCACAGACCAAUGCAAUAGCCGGUCCAAGCAUACAAGCACUAGGCAACUGUUCAGUUCAAUGAUAAACACUCACAUAGUACACAAGAAUAGUAGUAUAUGCACACACCAAUGCAAUAGCCGGCCCAUGUAUACAAGGACUAGGCAAUCGUUUAGUUCCUUCAAGCGCAAAUUGUCGUAGUGGUGCGCUUGGAUUGAGCAAUCUGUCGAACACUCACAAAAGACACUAACACGGGUUUACGCUAUCCAUCGUACUCAAGUACUUCAUGGCAUAGCAUCAUCGUACAAAUAAAGAAUACUACACUUACAACCACCACUCCCCAAAUUAUUUCAGUAUCAGGAUUAUGUUGAACGCAGGUCUAAUUGUGCGCACCGUGCACAAAAGGUGUACGUGGCAUUCUGUGUGUGCACAGAUGCAUAUGGUUCAACCCCACACUCCUAAGACACCGUUGCUACUCGCUCGAAGCAAGCAAUACAGCACUACCACGCACACAAUAACAACUCCAUGUGGGUGUCACAGUACAGACCAUUUGCAUGGCUACAAGAGUCUCGCGCAAGGCACACCUAUCAAUACCACACAAAUAAAAACACGUCGUCGUCUACACACAAGCUAUCCUAGAUGUUCAGCGGAAACACACACACACAAACAUGAUACGACUCACACAUCUGCAAGCACAUCGACUACCGCGUCUCUACAAUUCCGUGCGCGUAGUAAUCAGCGUUUCUCUCUGCGCCACACACAAUAUCCGCUGAAGGGGAGUGUGGAUGCCUACUUAGACAGUAUUAUACAUAGCCCUUCGGCGACUCGUGUGUCUGUAGCCAGGCGUGCAUUGGAGCGACUCAGCCCUACCGCAGAACACGGAGGGGCGUCUGUUGGGGUGACGAAGGAAGGCUCGGGCAUGGGAGAUAUAAGGGGUAUAAACUACUCCUCAUUGAUAGAUCAACCUCUACACAGUACAGUUAUCACCAGGGCACAGGAAUAUGUGCAGGAUUUUGCACGGCAGGUGGUCAAAGGGAAACGAGCCAAGAACGAGAGCGUCAAGAACUGGGCGAGUGAUGCCGAGAAAUACGGGCUGCGUAUGCGUGUGGAGGAGACUCGUACAACACAUACACACUCGGACACGCCUACAGAUAAACCUACAGACACGCAUACAAACAUCCAUGCUAUUGCCACACACACACAGUAUGAGGUAGAUGGUGCUGCUCUACAGGAAGAUGUUGGUAAUGGUAGAGUGCUGGCACAAGGCGAGUCUCUCAGGGCCGAGAGUAUUGAAGAGGGUCAAGUCUAUGGACAGACUAAAUCUGACAGACCUGGUGGCGUAGAAACAGACACUACCACUAGUUUACAUACAGAUACAAGCAACGCCACUGUGGGCAGCGCACCUGGCGAACUAGCAGGCACACCUGAGAAACUAUUGCACACACCCUGGGAAACAACCCUGGCAAAUAGAGGAGCUAUGACCACGCAGAACCAGACUGUAGGAGGAGACAGACCCAAAGAGGAUAAGUACAUGCUCAAAAACCUGGCAACUGAAGUCCACCGCAUGAGGAAGGCUAAGAACUCGGGGUAUUUGAGGGAUGCGGAGAGUAAGGUAGACGCCCUGAUGUCACGCCAAGCACUGGUAUCAGCCGAUGCCACGCACGCGAUAGCUAUCUACAAGGACGUACAUCAGCCGCAGAAGGCUGUGCAGGUGCUGAGAUUGCUGCAAACCCGGCAGCACCCGGUAUUCGCCUACCACUACGCACCCGUUGUCGCUGCUCUGGGAGCGGCAGGGGAUAUAGAUGGCGCGUUUGAGAUGUUUAUUGACAUGGACAAGCAUAAUAUCCGCAAGAACACGGUUGUGUAUGCGAGUCUGAUGCAUGUGUACGUACGAGCGGGCCUGGGGCAGGUGGCCAUUCAUCUCAUGCGUGAGAUGCGGCUGGAGGGUAUCACACCCGAUGAAUUGGUCUACAACACGGCUAUAGGUGCCUACGGCCAGAACCAGCAAUGGGACCGUGCGCAUGGGCUGUUGGAGGAGAUGCGAGCGAAUGAUAUCGUCCCGUCUGUCGCAACGUAUAAUGCGUUCCUCACAGCGUAUGCCAACACUGAUCGGUUGUCAUCUGUACAGCAGCUCAUGGAGGAGAUGAGACAGAGGGGUGUGAACCCAGACACAAUGACAUACAGCAUUGCCAUUGACGUAUGUGCCAAGAUUGGGGAGUACAACAUAGCUAUGAAUCUGUAUAACGACAUGAGUAAGGAUAAGGUGACACGCAGCAAAGCCAUCUACAAGUCUCUGAUGACAUUAUGUGCAACGUAUGGUGAGGCCGAUAUGGCCAUUGGAUUGCUGAGUAAAAUGAGCGAAGAGAAGGUCAAGGUCUCUUAUUCUACCUACGUAGCAGCCAUACGUUCAUGUGAAAAGAACCGGCAGCACGAUACGGCUCUGAAAGUGUUCCAGAUGAUGUUUUCGAAUGACGGGAAACGACCGGGUCCUGCGGCCUACAACGCAGUUAUGAAUGUGCACAACGCCAGCGCUAUGUUCCAAACAUCUGUGAACAUUCUGCGUGGCAAAUCACUUACGAAAGUCGGCGAUGCCGAGACGUAUAACCUAGGCAUCACUGCGUGUAGCAUGGUAGGCAAUAUGGAUAAAGCGGUGCGCUUGAUGCAUGAUAUGCGGGCCAAGGGCUUCACACCUACAGCACAUACAGGCCUUGCAAUAGUGAAUGCAUGCUGUAAGGCCAAGCGGUGCAAAGACGCUGUGGCGAUGUUAGAGCUCGUGGAGGCAACAGACGAACAACCCCAAGACACGUUGUAUAAUAGUGUCAUUGGGGUAUGUACGUGGAAGGGGGAAUGGAACGUUGCCGUGAGUAUUGCGGAUCGUAUGCGUCAGAAGGGUAUUAGGUGGAAUGCGGGAACCUAUAGAAAUGUUGUAGCGUCUCUGGUGGAGAUAGGCGGAGCUAUCGAUCGAAUUGAUGAGCUAUACGAGCAAAUGACUGGCGAUUUAGAUGCUGUGAGAAAUGUGUGGGCCGGUUUCCACAGGACAGGGACACUCGACCUUAGCCUGCAUAGCCCGUACACGGCACAGGCGGCAAUAAGGCGGCUAUCUCAAAACCUGGCAAAGCAGCAGAAGGAAAAUCCUAGCAAGACCCAACGAAAUAUUGUCUGUCCAAAGAUAGUUGCAGGCACGCAGGCAAUGUUCAGUGCUGUGCAUGCAGAGAUGAGCAACAUGUCACCUCCUCUGACAGCGGUGACAUAUGUCAAUGGAUUGGUUGUGAUUGACGCGAAGGAGUUUGAGAAAUGGAUGCAGCGAUGAUAGCACACAAAUGUUGCCCAUCACCACAGUCAAUCGAGGAAGGCUCGGAACCGCGCGCCUCAAUGCAGACGCUGUUAAAACGAUUAUAGUUAUGGUUAAAAUAUCGGAGAACGCCCCAGACGUGGGAUUCUAG